UUCUACUUGUCCUGUGAUUGAAUCAUUUUUAAUUUGCAAUUCAACCAAUACAAGUCGAGUGUUUAAGAAAUACUAAGUGUAUUGUGGUGUGCUUCGAGUUUUGAGUUAACAAAAGGGUAAGCAGAUUGACAUUCAGGGACGACCUCUGUGACCAUACAAUAACCGUGCAAUAAAAGCAGAAGAAAAACAGAUCUGUGCUUUUGAAAAAGAAAAUUCUACUAAGCCAUGGCGAGCUCUGGAUCUGCAUGUUCACCCACAGCGGACUGCAGGAUGGAAGCAGAGUUUGCUGCCCCGGCACAAGUGGAGGCAGCGGGCAGGCAGAUGGCAGAGUUUGCCCGGCAUCACUGCUCAGAAGGGCGGAGGGUGGUCCUGGUCACCUCAGGAGGCACCAAAGUCCCCCUGGAGUCCAGGACUGUUCGUUUUUUGGAUAAUUUCAGUAGCGGGCGGCGAGGUGCUUCGUCAGCUGAGUAUUUCUUGGACUCAGGCUACGCUGUGAUCUUCCUGCACCGCCACCACUCCCUCUACCCGUACUCCCGGAAGUACGCUGGGGUGAACCUGCUUGACACUCUGAGGGCCUCCCUGGAGCAGGGGCCUGGGUGCAUCUCUCACAGGGUGGAGGUGGACCAGAGCAAGCUGCCUCACAUCGUCUCUGUCCUGCAGCGCUAUCAGGCUGUGAAGGAAGCACGGCUCUUGCUGGCAGUGGAGUUCAAUACGCUCUCGGAGUACCUACAUCUGCUCAAGGCAGCUGCACAGGCUCUCAGCCCAGUAGGGUCCAAUGCCAUGUUUUACCUGGCUGCUGCUGUUUCCGAUUUCUACAUUCCUGCUUCGGAAAUGCCUGAACACAAGAUCCAGUCAUCCAAUGGGCCUUUGCAGAUCACUAUGAAGAUGGUUCCAAAGAUACUGUCCCCCUUGGUGAAGGACUGGGCACCCAGGGCGUUUGUGAUCUCCUUUAAGCUGGAGACUGACCCUUCCAUCCUGGUGGGGCGCGCCCGCAGAGCGCUGGACUUGUACCGGCACCAGGCUGUGGUAGCCAACGUGCUGGACACACGGCGGGGCUACGUGGUGAUCGUGACCCGGGACACACAGACUGAGCUGCUGCUGUCUGACGAGGAGGAGCAGAGGGAGGUGGAGAUCGAGGAGAAGAUAGUCAGCAACCUGUCCACAGCUCAUACCAACUUCAUAGAGGAGCAGGGCUAAAGAUAUCGGCCUUUUGGGGAAUAGGGGGUUUAACACGAGACAUUUCUCCAAUACUAAAAAAAGGCAUGCAAAUGUUUCAACAAAGGGUCGUUUUCAGUGUCAGGAUGUCUUUAGAACUUAAUGAAGGCUCUUGUUGGAACAGUUGAGUGAGUUUUAGUGUUAAAAUGGGAUUCACCUCUUCAGGAUGUGUUACACCAGAGCUGUCCAGUCUUUUUGGCUGAAAGAGCCAUGCCAACGGUUUAAACAUAAAACAAAAUGUAAAUGUGUCAGACACGCAUUAAGGAGUAGUUUGCUAAAUCUUAUAACCUUACUGAGAGUUUCAAAGAAAUUGAAAAAAACAAAACAAACAAAGCCCUAUUGGCAAACUUUCAUUAGCAGACCUUAAAUUGCACACUUCAUCUGUAAGUCACUGCUGUUAUUGGGAAAUUACCCCCAUCCAAUCCCAUCCCAGACUAAACAUUUUGAUCAUGUGAACAGUCAUUUUCAUAUCAGUGUGAACUGUAGAGGAUGGAUACUCUGUUAGGUUCUUUAUAGAUUUGUUUUCUCAUUAGAAUAAAAAAUCUGAAUUUGUAAAA
Molecule: messenger RNA, 1772 nt
Organism: Acipenser ruthenus (sterlet)
Lineage: Eukaryota; Metazoa; Chordata; Actinopteri; Acipenseriformes; Acipenseridae
Product: phosphopantothenate--cysteine ligase
Exons: 5
Coding region: 226-1197 (323 amino acids)
Biological process (GO): coenzyme A biosynthetic process
Cellular component (GO): nucleus; cytoplasm
Molecular function (GO): phosphopantothenate--cysteine ligase activity
Source: RefSeq, a predicted model, not a curated record